GACAAGAAUGAAAAGAUGCAAUUAAUUUUGCUAGUGGGAAGGAAAAAGUCAAAAGAAGGCAUUAAUUAGGGUUUCACUCUCCUUUUAUCUUAUUCAAUAAUUCAAUCAGCCAUUAAAAUAAGAGACAAAGAAACUACAGAGAAACUCCCCUCCCCAUUUACACAAACUCCAGCAACCCUACAGCUCUCUUCUUUCCUCUUUUCACACUGCACUUUCCUCCAUCAAGAUUCCCUCUGCUCUGCGUCAACACCGAAGUAAAGAGUGAUCUUUACAGGACAGAGUGAUACUUAUAGAAGAUAAAAUAUUAAAACUUUAGAGUUUUCUGAUACAGGGCGCAUGCCAGUUUCCGGGAAGGAAGAGCUCAGAAUGCAGUCUAGUAGCUCAUUGACAGGUAUCCCUAUAAAGAAGAGAAGGUUCCCCUUUGUUUUGCCUUCAUCUUCUCCACCUGAAGAGCCAACUUCUUUUCAUGAUGAAAGCAAUUUAAAGAAUGGAGAAUCUGGUUCUACCCAGAGAUCAUCUUUCAACCCUAUUGAUACUGCUGGGAGUGCCAGUAAAUCUGAUGCCAUCAAGAAUCCUCUUUUGGAGGUGAAACAAGAAAAGCCAGGUGGUGCACAUGUUAGCUUUGGUCAACCAGUCAUGGAUUCAUCUGGAUCCAAACUAGCUGACGCAGAUAAGACCUCUGUUCAAUCCACUGAGGAGCCUCCUGGAUCCAAACCUGCUGAAGCUGAUAAUACCUCUAUUCAAUUUACUAAAGAACCUUUUGGAUCCAAAGUUACUGAAGCUGAUGUCUCUGCUGCACAAUCUUUUGAGGAACCCUCUGGAUCCAAAGCUACUGAAACAAAUGCUUCAUCCCUUCAUUAUGUGGAGGGACCUUCUGGAUCUAAACCUACUGAAAUGGAUGUUACGGCUGCUCAACCUAAUGUGGAACCUUCUGGAUCCAAACCUGCUGAUACAAAUGUUUCGUCUGUCCAUAAUAUGGAGGAACCUUCUGGAUCCAAGCCUGCUGAAAAGAAUUUUUCAUUUGUCCAAUCUGCUAAGGAUCCUUUUAGAUCCAAGUCUGAGGAAACAAAUGUUGCGUCUGUCCAACCUAGUAGGGAACCUUGUGGGAUGCAACUGUCUGAGGCAAACAUUACUUCUGCCCAAACUAAUGAGGAAUCUUUGGAAUCCAAAGUUCAGGUCACUAACACGAAGAUUUGCUCAGGUUCUACCAAUAGUGCGGAUAAUUGUGUUAAGGGAGCUUUGACUGAAAGCAGCCUUGAAGUUGCAGAAAACAUUUCAGUUAAUGUCAAGAUGGAAAACAUUGGCAAACAAGCAGAAGGCAGCAUUAAAUUUCAAUCUUUUGCACAUUCAGGAAACACUGAAUUGUCUUUAGGACUACAAAGACAAAACCUUCCUUUGGGAGUGCAAAACAGAGGAGGUUCUGAGAUGCCUAAUAAUUUGGAUCCAUCAUUGUUAUCUCUUUCUUUAAACAAAGAAAAAGCCAUCGAUUCUCAAAUUGGAAGAUCAAACAGUAGGUCCAAUGAUGAUAGUCCUGAUACCGAUACUAAUAGAUCAAACUGGGAUUUGAACACUACUAUGGAUGCAUGGGAAGGUUCUGGUAAUGGCUUUCAAGAUACAGAUAAUAUUGAUGCUCUAAGCAAAAUCAGUACUAGACAUGACCUAAAACCUAGUUUAAGCUCCUUUAGUAUGCUUGGUGCUUGCAAUGAUAAAGGGAAGCAAAUUUUUGGAGUUUCUGAGCAGAUAUCUAGUAUACAAUCUAGCCAGUCAGAGGAUUCACUUUUCCUUAGUCUUGGUAAUGGUUUGGACUUCAGUAAGAGGCAUUUUGGUUCAAUGACCAAGGCAGACUCAAUUCCACAUACUAGUGUUCCUAGAACCAUUACAAACAUGAAUUCUAUUGGAUGUGGAACUGUAAAGGUAGAACCUAUUGAUGAAAGCUCAAAACAGGAUUAUGCUGGAUCUAGCAAUAAUGCUGCCAAAGCACUGGAUGGUAAUUCUUUGAAAAUGGAGCAUGUUGAGAGGGGAAACAUGGAACCUGUUGAAUUCCCAAUCAAGUGUGCAGAAAAGCUAAUUGAGAAAAAAUCUAUAAAAUCUGAACCCUUACAGGAAACUAAUCAAGAAAGUUGCAGGAUGUCCAGCAUGACAUUGCACCAAUCUAUUGGAAAUGUUGUACCAUCAAAAGAGAGUUCUUCUACUUUGCCAGUGCCAUUGACCCCUGAAAAGCUGUUGAGUACAAGAAUGGCUACCUUUUCAGAGUUGUCUGUCAGCGGGGAGUUAUCAAAUCAAUCUGAACAUUCUGUUCAUACUAAAGAAGUAUAUGCAAUGAAUGCAGGUAUAGCUAUUCAAAAUGAAAAUUCUGCUCUAAAAGGUUUGAAUGCAUCUUGUUCUAAGGUAGAUGCUUGUGAGUCGGAGGGUGUGAAAAUUGACAGUUUGGAAAUGUCACAGUUGAAGCAAGUUAAUGAACACCAUCAGGCUUUGGUUGCAAGUUGUGAGGGAUCUGUGAGUGGUGAGCAAGAUAUGAAUAUAUCAGUUGAUAUGGAAGAAGAACAACUGUAUGGAUCUGAUUAUGAAUCAGAUGGCAAUCAUGCUUGUACUGUACAUACUGAUGUGGAAGGUAGGCCCUGUGGCAAGGAAGAUGAUGAUUAUGAAGAUGGUGAGGUGCGGGAGCCAAUAUUGCAGUCAACAGAAGAAAAUACAAUUGCUUUGGGAACUGAUUCAAAAAAAAUUAUUGAUUCUGACAUUCAUGCUAUGGCUGCUUCAACUGAUGAUAACAAUGUCCAAUCUGGUUGUGAUGAAAAAGAUGAAACUGCCAUGAUUUAUCAUGAGGCAAUUAAUGAUUGUUCAAAAGAGUGUGGCGGCGGCACAGUUUGUGAUAAGAUAGUUGAUCAAGUUUUGGGAAAAGAUGGUUCUUUGUCAACCUCAAUAUCAGAAAAUGUGCCAGCAACAUGCUCUUAUGACUCUAUGCCUGUAAAUGCUACCCAACAGAUACAUUUUGAUCAAGCAGGAGCAAAAGAUAGGCAAGAGGAAAAUAUAGAGGGUGUUUUAUGUGAUGGAGCAUUAGAUGCAAGCAAUGAUAUGAGAGUAACUGUUACCAAGAUCUCUGUUGAGGAUGCCAAUGGAACUAACGACGCAGAAAAGUUAAACUCCAGUUUGGCCAAUGCUGAAACACCUCUAAAUGGUAAUAGUGCUAAAGAUUCUAGUGCAAUUAAGAGCCGGAUUAUCAAUUUGCCUCGGACUUCUAAUUCCACUUCCCCUAGUAAAGCCAGAUCUAUCAUGGGUAGACCUUUGUCAUCACGAAGUGGAAGGGAAAGAUAUUUUGAUGCUCAGGAUGAGAGAUUACAUCUUAGUGGGAAUAGAGGUGAAAUGUACACUGAUGGUUCAAACAAAUAUGCCAGAGAGAGAAUUCGAGAUCGUCCUUAUGAAAGCUCCAGGGUAAGUUUCAUGCGUGGAAGAGGACGGGUUUCGGCCCGGUUUGGUAGAUCACACCGUGACUGGGAUUCUGAGCGUGAUUUUAGCUUUACUCGGCGGGAUGAUUACUGUUUUCCUAGACAUAAGCGUGCUGCUGCCAUUGAUGAUGCUGAAGUUGAACGGAAUGACUUUGAUAUUGCACCAAAUGGAGCUGUUAUGGGUCCAAGUAGAGGAAGGAAACACUUGAAUGGUGAGUCACCUUCUUUUCGGCAUUCUUCAUCAAGGAGGCUUUCUCCUGUUGACAGGGGUGGUCAUGCAACCAUGGGCAUUCAAAUACUUGGUAGGAUGCCCAGAAAUAGUAGUCCGAGUAGAUGUACUGAUGAAGAUGGUUCAGAGUUUGUUGGACUUAGGCACGGUGAGAGGUUUGUGAGGGAUUUGCCAACUGAUAUUAUUGAUCCUGUAUAUAGAUCAGAUGGGCAAUUUGUCCGUGGUAAAAAAAUUUUCCCCCCCAUUCAAAGGAGAGAUUUUUCUCGAAUGCGAUCCAAAUCUCCUGAUGGAUCUCAAAGACAUUCCCCUGGCCCUUGGACUUCUCAUAGAAGAGCUAUGGAAGGACUUGAUGAUCUUUCUGAAUUGCCGCAGCGUAGAUCUCCAGCUAUGUAUCGUGUAGAUAGGAUGAGGUCUCCUGAAUGUGAUUAUUUUUCUGAAGAAAUAGUUCCUAGAAGGCGUGGCUCUCCAUCCUAUGUGGCUCGUUCUUCUAACAACAUGAGGGAUGUGGACACUAUGCAGGAACAUGGGCACCCAAAUUCCUUAUCCAAUAGAAGUCCUAAUCGUCUCUUUGCUAGAAACACUAGGAGAGCUGAUGGUGUAAAUCGCCGAGAGAGGGUGGAUGAUGAUGAGUACUUUAGUGGGCCAAUAAAUUCCAGUAGAUUGCAUGAGCUUCGGGGGGAUGGAGGUUCCGAUGAGAGAAGAAAGUAUACUGAGAGACGGAGUGUUCGUUCUUUCCGACCUCCUUAUAGCAAUGAUACUGAAAAUUUCCGUUUCCAUCCUGAUGAUGGACCUAGGAAUUUUGGGUGCUCUCCAGAGGAAGAUGCGGAGUUCAUGGAAAGAACCAAUACAAGGGAAAGGGAAUUUGAUGCACGUAUAAAAACUGGACCUGGGAUUGCACCUAGGAGAAUGAGAAACAUUGAAGAGCAAGAAGGAAACUAUCGACCACAAAUUUGGCAUGGCGAUGGGGGGUUUAAUGAUGCCUCUAGAUUGAAAAGAAGAAGAUUUUGACUUGUUGCCCCAUGAUGUUUUUCUAGAUACUACAUUGGCUCAAUGGCAGGGGAUUUUUAUUGGACCUGAGAUGAAUGUCAAAGCAUUAAUGAGAGCAAGAUGGGACCUUUUUCACAUAGUGAGCAGCAAAGGCACACAAUGAUUCAUGUUUCUUUUUGAUUUCAUGCAGUUCAAAACUCAUGGUCUUAUAAACUUUUUUCGUGGGUAAAUAUUUUGAGCUGCAUGUGACUAGAUUUCACCUUUAGACUUCACCUGAAAGCUCCCUCGAGGCUAUGAUUUGCCCGGUCCAACAGGGAGGGAGGUAGCACUCAACUAGAAUUCAGGUUCAAUGUUGUCUCCAUAAUGAGGAGAAAAAUGCUAGCUUGUUUCUCCAUGAUGUUUCCAGGUUUGUGGAAUCUUUGACUGAACCUGUAUGAAUAAGAAGCUUUUCAUUGGGGGCAAGAUGGGGGAGAUACUGGCAUAACAAAGCAGCAUUGGCAGUACCCAUGUGUGAACAUUUGUUUUUCAUUAGUCUUCUUGUGGGUAAAUAUUCUGAUGAGCACAUCACCUUAGCCGGCCGGCCUAACGGCGGGGAGCUCUGCAUCAGCUUAGUGUUAUGUUGGGGUUCAUGAUUAUAUCCAGAUUGAAAUGGAAGAUGAUUGAUUUGCUGCUAUAUAUGUGAAACCUGAUGUUGAAUCUCUUCAUUGAGAACAAACUAAAACUCUGACCUGCACUUCUUUGCUGUGACCUUUUUGAGCUGUGAAUGAGGUCUCAUAAGCUUGAGCCUAAGGUGGCCAAGGUCCAGUUUCAAUAAACAAAACAAAACAUUAAACAAACAUUUAUUAAUUAUGUGUUUGGUAAUUGACCUUAA
Molecule: messenger RNA, 5530 nt
Organism: Ipomoea triloba (trilobed morning glory)
Lineage: Eukaryota; Viridiplantae; Streptophyta; Magnoliopsida; Solanales; Convolvulaceae
Exons: 4
Coding region: 337-4680 (1447 amino acids)
Source: RefSeq, a predicted model, not a curated record